AUGUUGAUUGUUUCUGAAGAUGAAAAUAAUAUUCAACAACCGACAACGAGAAUAUCACUUCGACAAUUACGAAUAAUUAGGAAUUCGUUUGACGAUGAUCCACCACCAUAUCCUGGUCUUGAAAUAACAGCACAUAUUCGUCCUAAAACUACAUAUUUUCUUCCAAAACGUUCGUCGAAUAUUCAUGAUCAAAUCAUUUCAAUAUCAAAUGAUGAAUAUUCUUCAGAAAAUAGUCAAGAUGCUAUUCAAGCACGACAAUGGAAAGCAUCAGAUAAUCAGUAUCGUAUUUGUUAUACUGGUAAUUUAUCUGAUGAUUUUCUUCGAAUACAACUUUCUUUAAAAUCUCAAGUUACUAAUCAAAAACAGUUCGAUAGAACUUCUUUUACAACUGUCGAAUCAGAUCAAUAUAUUCCGUCAACAUUCUAUCAUUUUAGCACAAAAUCAUCUACUAGUAAAAUUUUUAAAAGAUCAAAAAUUCAUGCACGAAUGCUUCAUAAUAUUCUUACAAAAAUUGAACGAGGACAAACAAGAAAACUACCAAUGGUUCCUGAAGAACCGAUUACUCAAAGUGAUGGUUAUUCCUAUGAAAAAGAUGAUCUAUGUAUUAACCAAGAAGGCAUCCCACUUCCAGCUGCACCAUUUGUUACUAAAUAUGAAUCGUUACAAUUAGAAAAAUCAUCUUAA
Rotaria sp. Silwood1 is the source of this 684-nucleotide messenger RNA. The record is from the annotation of a GenBank genome assembly. NCBI's taxonomy places the organism in Eukaryota, Metazoa, Rotifera, Eurotatoria, Philodinida, Philodinidae.